UGUGAGAGAGCAGGAAGAGGAUAUUGAUAGACAAAACACAGGCAGCCGGUGUGUUUUAUUGGACUUCUGAAAGAAACACGGACCCAUGGCUGUUAGAGGAAUGAAAUUGUCGAGUGUGUGUUUUCUACUUUUAUAUUUGAUAACGACAGUACUGGCCGGGAGGGAUUUCUACAAAAUUCUGGGGGUUAGUAGAUCAGCAUCAAUUAAAGAUAUUAAAAAAGCCUACAGAAAGUUGGCAUUGCAGCUUCAUCCAGACAGAAAUCAAGAUGACCCAAAUGCCCAAGACAAAUUUGCAGACCUUGGAGCUGCUUACGAGGUGCUCUCAGAUGAGGAGAAAAGGAAACAAUAUGACACAUAUGGAGAGGAGGGGUUAAAGGAAGGUCAUCAUAGUUCACAUGGUGACAUAUUCUCCAGUUUCUUUGGGGACUUCGGAUUCAUGUUUGGCGGAAAUAGGCAGCCAGCCAGCCGCGAUAUUCCAAGGGGUAAUGAUAUAGUACUGGAUCUUGAAGUAACCCUAGAAGAGGUGUAUUCUGGGAAUUUUGUUGAGGUGGUACGAAACAAGCCUGUAGCAAAAGAAGCACCAGGAAAAAGGAAAUGCAAUUGCCGUCAGGAAAUGAAAACCACACAACUAGGACCAGGUCGCUUCCAAAUGACACAGGAAGUUGUGUGUGAUGAAUGCCCCAAUAUUAAGCUUGUGAAUGAGGAGAGAACACUAGAGGUGGAGAUCGAGCAGGGUGUGAGAGAUGAGAUGGAAUACCCUUUCAUUGGGGAAGGUGAACCUCAUAUUGAUGGUGAGCCAGGAGAUCUGCGUUUCCGCAUCAAAGUCUUAAAACAUCCCCUGUUUGAGCGCAGAGGCGAUGACCUUUACACAAACGUCACCAUCUCUUUGGUAGAGGCUUUGGUCGGUUUUGAGAUGGACAUCACUCAUCUAGAUGGUCACAAGGUGCACAUUGUGAGGGAUAAAAUCACAAAGCCAGGAGCUCGUCUCUGGAAGAAGGGUGAGGGUCUGCCAAAUUUUGAUAACAAUAAUAUCCGUGGAUCACUCAUAGUCACCUUUGAUGUAGACUUCCCCAAAGAGCAGCUUGAUGACCAGCAGAAAGACGGUAUAAGGCAGCUUCUGAAACAGACACCAUCUCAAAAGAUUUAUAAUGGACUCCAGGGAUACUGACAAACAGCCAACUAAAUCAGGACUGAUUGCCCUGUCCCUGUCUGCCCUUUAUACACAUGCACACAUUUAAAUACACACUGAUGAAAAUGUGAUGGGGGUGUAUUUAUUUUUAUUUUUUGUUAGAUUGUUCUCAGGAUGGGUUAGCUAAAAUAUGUUUUAAUUUUUUUCAACCUUAAUUUCUGUUUUUAAAAGCAUUGUUUUCUCAUGGAAUGUUGAUGGAAAGUAUUUUUAUUAGAGUCAUUAUAUUUUUGUCCAAAUUAUUUGUUUUUCUGUAUACAGUCCCCAGUUUUAUACCUUCACUAAGCAGUUCAAUCAUUUUUUCAUCAGUUUGAGUGUAUAGACACACAUUCAAACAUCCUGCUGUGGCCAGUCAACGAUCAUCCAAUCAUGGAUCAGCAUAAUGUUUGGCACUUGUUCUGCGUCAGUUAAGAGACAUACUACAAAUACAGAAAGAGGAGAGAGACUUCAAACCAGAGGACAAAUUAAAAACCUCCUUAGCACUGUAUGUCUUCAAGGCCCUCUUUUAAGAAUGAAGCAGUUAGGGGUAAAGUAGGUCAGUGGUAAAAUACGCUGGCUACCACCCCCUGGAGUUCGCUCGUUCGAUCGAAUCCAGGGCGUGCUGAGUGACUCCAGUCAGGUCUCUUAAGCAACCAAAUUGGCCCGGUUGCUAGGGAGGGUAAAGUCACAUGGGGUAACCUCCUUGUAUAAUGUGGUUCGUUCUCGGUGGGGCGCGUGGUGAGUUGAGCGUGGUUGCCGCGGUGUAUGGCCUGAAGCCUCCAACUCGCUAUGUCUCCGUGGCAAUGUGCUCAACAAGAUGAGAUGAGCGGGCUGACGGUCUCAGACUCGAGGCAACUGGGAUUCGUCCUCCGCCACCCGGACUGAGGCGAAUCACUAGGCGACGAAGAGGACUUAAAAAAAAAAAAAAAGCACAUUGGGAAUUGGCCAUUCCAAAUUGGGAGAAAAGGGUUAAAAAAAAAAAAAAGAAUGAAGCAGUUAAAUGAAUGUAAGUGUAUUGAAAUUUCUCAACCUAGACCCUUCAGUUUUUGUGUGCUUGUUUGUUUUAAAGAAUGGAUUCAUCCACGGUUGUUGUUUUUGUAAUGAACAGCUGCAAUCCAUAUAUUUAGUAGCUUUCUGGUUACAGUUCUGUUUCCUCUGAGGCAUUUACUUGGUUUUGAAGUUCAAACAGGAGGCCUCCGCAACUGUACAGUUCAGCUUUCUUUUUUUCUUUUCUUUUUUUUUUUGUGUGAUUUUUAUUUUAUUUUUUUAUGUGACAACCUCACUUUCUUGUGGCUUUCACUACCCCUCCUGAUGUUCAGCCUACUGGGUCUUGUCCCAGUUACUCACUUUCCUUUGCUUUUUUGUGGACUGCACCAGACAAAAAGGAACAACUUCUUAGAAUCUUGUUUUUUUUGGGGGGGGGGAUCUUUUGUCAUUUUCAAUUGAAAAUUAAAAGUUUCUAGUUACGGUUCAAACAGACUUGAUAUGAAAAAAUAACAUUUGUAUAUUUUGGAAGAUUUCUUUGUUUUUUGAUAUCCAAUUUUGAAAUUGCAUGCUUAAUGUCCUUGAAAAUGUCAGUGCACCAAUCAGUCUUGGCUUUAAAGCCAACUUAAAACAAUCUGGUGAAUGCUUAAAAUCAGAUUUUUUAUUGACCUUGUUUUUGGCCUUAUCCCAAUGGAUUAUGCGAAUUUAGCAAAAACAAAUAUUAAGACACUGAUUGUUUGUAUCCUCCCUCCAUGUGUGUCAUGUUACAACAACCUUGUAUCGCAAAGACUAGACACCUCAACCAGAGAAGGCUAUUUGAGACCACUGAAAAAGGCCACCAAAUUAUAUAUAAAAAAGAGAGAACCUCCUGGAACAAA
Molecule: messenger RNA, 3027 nt
Organism: Myxocyprinus asiaticus (Chinese sucker)
Lineage: Eukaryota; Metazoa; Chordata; Actinopteri; Cypriniformes; Catostomidae
Product: dnaJ homolog subfamily B member 11
Exons: 10
Coding region: 86-1168 (360 amino acids)
Biological process (GO): protein folding; protein maturation
Cellular component (GO): endoplasmic reticulum
Molecular function (GO): misfolded protein binding
Source: RefSeq, a predicted model, not a curated record